CCCUCAGUCACACGUUUCAUUUAUUAUUAGCAUUGGUUUGUUUGCGCGUCCGCUGAUCUGCUUCUGGUAUCUAUUCUUCUGCCUCCUGCCUCGAUGUUUCCUUUUCGAUAGCUGCUGCGGUAUCGUUUCCCAGUUUCGCCUCAUCCCCCUCUAGAUUCCUUCCUCCCCCCUCGUCCGAAAUGGUUGAAUAUCGCGACAACGAAGACGAUCCUGCGUCUGAGACCCUCCCUCUCACGGACGAAGAGACGGCAAGCGGUGCCCAGAGUCCAGAGUUGCACGUCCAAUCGACUCCGGAUUCACCCACCACGACUGCGCUCCCGAUCCCCGUGUGGCUUCGAGAAUCCGCCAGUUCCUUCAAGUACAAAUGGGUGCCCCUACCGCUCCGCAAAGCAGGCAGGGCAGUCGCAACAUGGGUCGGGGGUCCGGUUCCUCCCCGGGUCCUCAGGAUAGAGCCAAUAUACCCCAAGAUCCAGCAAGCACCUAUUAGACUGUUGGAUAGAUAUGCGCCGAAGAAAAAGCAGCGGGCCAUCCUGCUCAUGGCACUAUACGUUUGUUGGUUUUUAACGUGGUCGCUUAUGCUCAAGAGUCACUCUACAUCUGGAUUCAUCAAGGGGUACGGCAAGCCCAGCAAUCUGUGGUGUGGCGCCAGUUUUUGGAACGAAGGCAAUGGAUGCGGAUUGAACGGGAACAUGUGUCGACCUUUCUCUUCGGCGCAUUUGACUUUCCGCUGUCCGGCGAACUGCAAGGGGACUCAUCUACUAGAAGAACAUAUGGUCGGGAAUCAGUCGUUGCGGUAUCAAGGGCUGGUUGUCGGCGGCCCAAAACCUGGCGAACCUGACUCGAUGCCUGUCUACCGAGCGGACAGUUUCAUCUGCCAGGCAGCCAUUCAUGCUGGGAUCGUGACGGAAGCCAACGGCGGUUGCGGAGUGGCCACACUCAUGGGGUCUCACACCAACUUCCCAUCCACCAAGGCCAAUGGGAUUGAAAGCACGAGCUUCGCAGGGACAUUCCCACGAUCAUUCACUUUCCAACGCCUGUCGCCCACCCAGGCAACAUGUCCCACGGAUUCGCGAUGGCCUCUCUUUGUGGUCACGGCUAUAGCCCUGGUGGUUCUCUCCAUCUUCACCACCUCGCCUGCUGUCUUCUUCUUCAGCACCUUCGUGGUCAUGUUUUUGCAUGUCGGGCUGGUCUCGGAUCCGCCCAACACCGCCAACUUCUAUGAAGCAAUCAGCAAACUGGUGGAACGCCUCCUUCCUGCGUCAUUCAUCGCAGUCAUCCUCUAUCGCGUGGCCGCCCUGCCGCUGCUUCGCGGCCUCACGGCCCAGAUCGAGAAGACUGUGCUGUACUUAGGGUUCUGUUUCAUCGGCGCGCUGAACAACUAUACAUUCGCACCGCUCAUUCCCAUCGAACGUCUGACGCCCCGUGACCUGGCGCAACCAGGCGCGCCGUUCGCCCUGGCGCUCAUUGUCACCAUCGUCCUGGCCAUUGUCAUUUCACAAAUCCACUUCAUCCGCGUCUCGGGGAACAUGCCCAAGUACCUCGCCAUCUAUGGCGGCAUGGCGCUGGCGUUGGUCAUCCUCCUCGUGCUCCCCAACCUGCGCCUGAGGAUCCACCAUUACAUUUUGGCGAUGCUGUUCAUGCCGGGCACGUUCACUCAGACGCGGGCCUGUCUCGCCUACCAGGGCUUGUUGCUGGGCCUGUUCGUCAACGGGAUCGCGCGCUGGGGGUUUGCAUCCAUCAUCCAGACGCCCGCGGCGCUGGGGGAGGCGAACUCGGGCGGCGGCAGCGGCUCGCCGGGGUCGUGGUGGGGCGCGAAAUCCCCCAACGUGACGGCCGUCGUGGCGCCGGACGUCUCCAACAUCACCUUCAACUGGGGCCCGCUGCCCCGCGACAGCGGGGUGGACGGCGUGAGCAUCCUGAUCAACGACGUCGAGCGCUGGCGCGGCUACACCGACGAGGAACUCUACUGGGACCCCGAGGGCGUGACGCUGAAGCGGCGCCACGAGCGGGGCGACACGGCCGACGCCCUGGAACCCGAGUUCUUCCGCUUCGCCUGGAUGAGCGGCUCCCAGACCGGGCUCUACUCGCGCGUCGGCCUGUGGGAUGAACACGGCCAAUGGCGCGGGCCGGACGAAGGCACGACCAAGAACAUGGGCAUCGGGGACGCCGACGAGGUCAGGAAUUAUGGAGGGAAGUUCGAUUCCGUGGACGGGGCUGAGGCCGAAGAGGAACGGUCCCAGGACGAGGCGGAGGAGCUAUAGCCCGGUACUAGUCGGAUGACAAUGGCCGGUUGGUUAGCAAUGCUUCCAGUGCACAUUGCUCGGAGUUGGAUAUACCCCCGAAAGCACGCGUGAAUCAAUCAGACGGGAGGGACUUGAAUAUAGAACGAUGAGAUGCGGAGAUGGAGAGAUGGACCUUCAACGCCGAAUAUAGGUAGAUAUGAUAUGUUAUGAUAUAUACGUGAAUGUGAAAAGGAAAUGAUUCAUGACGAGGGAGAAGAACAAGCAUGAGACGAGUCGCC
Messenger RNA from Cladophialophora immunda, 2521 nucleotides. RefSeq lists its product as uncharacterized. The record is from RefSeq and is a predicted model, not a curated record. Lineage: Eukaryota; Fungi; Ascomycota; Eurotiomycetes; Chaetothyriales; Herpotrichiellaceae. The coding region runs from base 180 to 2261 and encodes 693 amino acids. The transcript has a single exon.